Oppiella nova is the source of this 837-nucleotide messenger RNA. Lineage: Eukaryota; Metazoa; Arthropoda; Arachnida; Sarcoptiformes; Oppiidae. The record is from the annotation of a GenBank genome assembly.
GUAUCAAAAUCACUUACGGCUCAAUAUUUAGGAACCAAAAAAGCGAAUAAAGUUUUCUCACAAGGUGAUUUUGAUCGUUCUGCAUUUACUUUCUCAAAUGGAGUAUUCUGCGAUACAAAUACAAAACGAUGCCAUGUAGAUCGAUAUUUUGACAAUGGACAUCGAAAAUUUAUUGGAACAUUUUGGCUGGUCUUUGGAGGGUGUGGUAGUGCAGUACUUGCUGCUGCUUUUCCAGAAUUGGGUAUCGGUUUUGUUGGUGUUGCACUCGCGUUUGGUCUCACUGUACUGACUGGUGCUUACGCAUUAGGUCAUAUUUCAGGUGGACAUUUCAAUCCUGCAGUAAGUAUAGGUUUAUGGGUUGGUGGUCGUUUUAAUGCAAAAGACUUAGCACCAUACAUUAUCGCUCAAGUCGUAGGUGGUAUUUUCGCGGCAUUUAUAUUGUAUUUGAUUGUACAAGGUCAAGCAGGAUUCACUGGUACGGGCGGAUUUGCAACAAAUGGUUUUGGUGAUUUAUCGCCUGGAAAAUAUUCUUUGGUUUCUGCAUUAUUAAUUGAGAUUGUCUUAACUGCUAUUUUCUUAAUUGUAAUUCUCGGUUCUACAGAUAAACGUGCACCAGCAGGUUUUGCGCCUAUUGCUAUUGGUUUGGCAUUAACUUUGAUCCAUUUAAUCAGUAUUCCUGUCACCAAUACUUCGGUCAAUCCUGCACGUAGUACAGCAGUGGCUUUCUUUGCUGAAACAGCUGCACUGAGUCAAUUAUGGCUUUUCUGGGUUGCACCAAUUGUUGGUGCUGUGAUUGGCGCUUUAAUUUAUAAAUGUUUUGAGCAAAAAAAUAGCCAA